Panicum virgatum (switchgrass) is the source of this 598-nucleotide messenger RNA. RefSeq lists its product as uncharacterized. The record is from RefSeq and is a predicted model, not a curated record. Bases 44 to 598 code for a protein of 184 amino acids. The transcript has 2 exons. NCBI's taxonomy places the organism in Eukaryota, Viridiplantae, Streptophyta, Magnoliopsida, Poales, Poaceae.
UGGCUACAGCCGCGAGCAAUCCAAUCCGAUCCAGCAUACGACCAUGGCGGCAGCCCACUUCUCCCACCCGGACCACGAGCUCAGGCUCAGGGAGUACCACCUGCCGCGCACCUGCGACCUGUGCGGCGGCAUCCUCACCGGCAGCGGCUACAGCUGCCGCCGGCGCCGCUGCCGCUUCGACCUGCACGAGGACUGCGCCGGGUACCCGGAAACCCUGCGCGCCUUCUUCGCGCACCCGUGGCACGACCUCACCCUGGCCCGCGCCGCCGGCGGUGCGCGCGCCUGCUGCGACCUGUGCCGCGAGGACAUCCCCGCCGGCGCCUUCGCCUACAACUGCGCGCCGUGCGGGUUCCACACGCACCCGCGGUGCUCGCGGCUGCCGCAGGCCGCGCGCAACGACCUGCACCCGGACCACGCCAUGACCGCCGUGCCCGGGGUGGGCGUGCGGCCGUCGCGCGGCAGCAGCGACGCCGGCGUCAUCGCCGCCGGCGGAGGACGUGGGAGCAAGAAGAAGUCUUCGAUGGUUGAUGAGGUGGGUGAGGCCCUUGCAGGAGCUGGAGCGGAGUCUCUAAUCACUAUGCUCGUUGAGAACCUUUAA